CUGAUAGGCUCGAAGAGAGAAGCGGUGCGACAUCCUUCUCGCUAAGUGCGGUUCAUUGCUGCUGUACUCAACACUGUCAUGCUCACAACGCGCAGCUCUGAAACACAACUUGACCUGACCUGAUUUAAUCCAUAAAGUCAUUUUUGCUUUGGUCGACAAGGUCUCGACUGAUCACUUCAUCUCUCCUCGUCCUCUCGGGCGCUCAUCCUUUGGCGCGACAGCAGCCAGCCACAGACAGCGCGCUGCCCGCACCGGGCUUCAGAGCAAGUGAAUGUUGUGGCGAGAGGGCAACGUGUGAGGACUCCGUGGAUGACAGACUCGUCGCUUGGAAUUAAAAUCGCGAGGAGAAGCUCGGGCGAGACACAAGCUCCAGAAUCCUGACUUGUUUGCCUCGUUCCGGGCACAGAGGAGCAUCGCUGUGCGGUCUUUACGCACGACCGAAGGAGCGGCUAGAGGAACGUCUGCCUCUCAGCACAAUGUCCGCGGCAACAGCUUCAAUUGCAGAUGUGUCCAGAACUGAAAACACAGGUCGUCCCCAGGCUCAGUGCACACCCAUGCCACUGCCGGCUCUGGGCACCCAGAGGAUCAUCCAGGGCAAUGGCACCAACGUGGGCACAGUCAUUUCUCUGCAGUGCCCCGCCAAACACAAGUUGGUAGGCGAGCUGACAUGUGUCAUGGACACCAACAGGACCCACUGGGUUGGGGAGACCUAUUGUGAACCUCUGACUACCUACAACGAUUUCGGUUUCCGUGUGGCCGUCCUGGCAUCCAUUGUGAGCACCGCCAUCAUCAUGAUAAUGUCUGUGGCCUUCAUCACCUGCUGCUUGCUGGACUGCAUCAAAGCGGAGGAGAGGAAGAGGCAGGAGAAAGAGGUAGACAUGUGGCAGUGGGAGGAGGACACGCAGCGUUCCGGGGACAACAGGUCCCGCUAUGGUCAUAAGGGUCGAAAUGGCAACAACAACAACAACAACAACAACAGCAACAACAGCCAGCAGCAGAGGAUGCUUUCUCUGUGGGACACCCGUAACCCGGCCCUGGGUGACAGCAUGCAACCCUGCAGAUGUCAGCAGCAGUACAUCUAUAGUCCCGCCUGCACCUAUGUCCCCCCGCCUCCGCUUUCUGCCCUUCCCGGACACGGCUACGACCAACCCCUCUUACCCCAAAACCCAGAAUCUGAUCCGCCCCAGUACCCCGGACCUCCUCUGUCCCCCUAUCAGACGGCCAGCUCGGGCCUGGUCCCCGUCUUGGAGAUGGGGUCUGGUUCGGUGUGGCAGUAUGGAGGACAGCAGAGCAGGUCACCGUUGAACAAAGAUGAGUCGAGUAUGAGGAAUAUAAACUCAAACAGGAAUGUAAACCGCCAAGAAUUCCCCAUAAGGAUUAUAUCAGUGUGAGGACGCGUCGCACAGGAAGUGAGAACCAUUAGUCCAGACUGUUUACAACAUGAACUCUAUUGAUGGGAGAAAUAAAAACUACUGUCCGCAUGUGUUUGUUGAAAUGUCUGCAGUGCUGCACGGCAUGAAUUCUCGCUGAGACGCGACGUGCCUUUGGUGAACUGUAAUGGCACAGCGCCCUCUGUCUGAAAAGGGGAGCUAUUGCACUUUCAGGAUGUGGAAGGGAUUUGUGCUCAAAUGUAGUUGCGCUCACGACAACUUGUACUUUCGGGGCAGGAAAGUUUACCUUGUUGGCGAAUCUGGAAAACACAGCGUGUAAAUAUUUUAACGAAUGUAAAUAAAGACUUCAGCCAGUGA
This is a messenger RNA of Mugil cephalus (flathead mullet), 1748 nucleotides long. RefSeq names its product myb-like protein AA (gene susd3). The coding region runs from base 477 to 1391 and encodes 304 amino acids. Gene Ontology annotation, cellular component: plasma membrane. The record is from RefSeq and is a predicted model, not a curated record. The transcript is spliced from 5 exons. Lineage: Eukaryota; Metazoa; Chordata; Actinopteri; Mugiliformes; Mugilidae.